AUGCACUCGAUUCUCGAAAUUUAUGACCCUAAAAAGAGAAACGACAUAGUUCAGAGCUAUUUGAAAAACCGAAAAGAGCACAAAGUUAAAAACCUACAAGAGCGUUCAGACUUGGAACAUAUAGAAGAUCAUAGAAUAGAUGUAUUUAAACCAAUUUUAGAAUCAAAUAAAAAGCUUCAAGAAGAAAUAAUUGAUGAGAAAAACAAAAUAGUUGAAACUCUGAACAACUUCAAACCUCUUUCUCAACAUUCAAUAGGUACACCGACAAUAAAACAAAAGAGUCUUAUUAAACAACCAUCAGUGCAUUUACCGAAAGAAAUUUUACCUAGUUCAUCUUCCCCUCUUGUAGUUAGUAGUCUAAUUGUUAGUUAUCUUCAAGACAACUCCGAUAGAAGUAAUGCUGGCUAUUCUGUUAAGUUUGACAAAGAUGAAAAAAAGUAUACUAUCGGUAACAAAGAUAUUACGUUUACCCAGAACAUGAUCAAGAUUAACAAUGAUGAGUACACUGCAACUGAAGGAUUAAUGGAGCUCUUAACCAAAAAGUCCCCCAACUUGAAAAAGAUUGACGCAGAAGAUACAAAAAAUUACCAAACAAUAUUAUUAUGCUCUAAUGGCUUGUAUCAGGGGUUUGAUAAAAGUAGCAAAAGGUAUAAUUCCGAUUCAAGUGACAAGUGGGCGUUUAUAAAAGCUAACUAUUUUGUUGCAAAAACUUCUACAACAACAUCAGGCAGUUCUAUUUCAUUCAUUCCAUCGAAUACUAAUUCUCUAAUCGACUCCUUGAGACUAUCCAUUGCUUCAUUUCAGGCUGGUAACAAUGGGGAAUAUAAUAAGAUCAAUGCCAUUCUAGAUGAACUAGUGAAACAGAAAAAGAUUAAAAAGAAAGACUUGGGAGUAAUUUACUUGAAUAUUGGAUUGUAG
Messenger RNA from Caenorhabditis briggsae, 918 nucleotides. NCBI's taxonomy places the organism in Eukaryota, Metazoa, Nematoda, Chromadorea, Rhabditida, Rhabditidae. The transcript has a single exon. The record is from RefSeq and is a predicted model, not a curated record. Bases 1 to 918 code for a protein of 305 amino acids.